AUUUAGUAGCUAAAAGAUCUAAAAAAUAAAUUUCAUUGUCAAUUACAUGCUUUUUUAAUAUUUGUAAAUAUUUUUUUAUGAUCUAAGAAUGCAGCCAACAUUGAAGUAUUUGCAGUACCCAUGUACUACAAAAUACGAAAAACUGUGCAAAGGGAAAGAGAUGAUUCUAUGGAAAGGGAAAGAACUCCUAUGACAAAUUCUGUUACACUGGAAAAAAAUGACCAAAUAUCAAAAAGAAAGACUUUAUACAUGAGAGAACUAAUGAGGAGAAAGAGAGAAGAUCUCAUCUACAGACACAAAGAAAAAAAAGAAGAUUUAAAACGAAAACAACUGAAGAGAAAGAUAGAAUUAGAACAAAGAGGUGAUAAAGUUUGCAAGAAAUUAAAUGGAGUAAAUGAAGAAUACAGAAAAGCUGAAAAAGAAAGGGACGCAAUAAGAAAAAGAUCAAUUAGAGCUAAUUUAGAGUACAAGGCUAUUGAAAAAGAACGGGAGACAUCUCAAAGAAAAUUGCGUAGAAAUAAUCCUGAAAACAGAAAGGCUGAACAAAAAAAAGAUACUUUAUGGCGGAGAUCACAUAGAGAAAAACCAGACCACAAGGCUGUUGAAAAAGAACGUGAAACAACACAAAGAAAAUUGAUUAGGAAUAAUCCAGAAUACAGAAAGGCUGAACAAAAAAAAAGACACUUUACGGCGGAAAUUACAUAGAGAAAAACCAGACCACAAGGCUGUUGAAAAAGAACGUGAAAAAACACAAAGAAAAUUCAUUGGGAAUAAUCCAGAAUACAGAAAGGCUGAACAAAAAAAAGACACUUUACGGUGGAAAUUACAUAGAGAAAAACCAGACCACAAGGCUGUUGAAAAAGAACGUGAAACAAACGCCAAGAAAAGAAAACACAGUGAACAAGACUUCAGAGAAAGAGAAAAAAUAAUGAAUACAGAGUAUCGUAGUGAAAAAAGAAGAGAUCCUGCGUACAGAGCAAAUGAAAAACAAUCCGAUACAAAAAGGAGAGAUGAACAGCAAACAUCCAUUGACCACUGCAUUAGCAAUUUUCACAGAGCAGUUGAACAAGGACCAGUAUACACUUGUACAAGCUGCCACCAGCUCCUGUAUAAGCACAGUGUAUGUAAAUAUUCAGGUGCUUUCUCAGACAAGGACAAAGGGAAAGAUGCUGUGAGAAAAUUAAUUGAUAUUUGUCCACAAACAGCCAGUGCUUCUGAAGAGAUAUGGAUAUGUAAAACAUGUCAGUCCCAUAUAAAAAAAAGGGAAAAUUCCACCAUCAUCAGUUCUAAAUAAAAUGAACUUUAUAGAUCAAGGCUCCCUUAGUGACUUAAAUCCUCUGGAACAAACACUGAUUGCUGCAAGAUUACCUUUCAUGAAAAUUCAUCAAGCACCCAUAGGUAAACAACAUUUUAUCAAUGGAAAUGUUGUUAUGGUACCAGCUGAUGUUUCAAGCACAAUCAAAAAUUUGAAAAGGCUUCCCUCUGACACUGCUACAAUAAAGGCCACUCUGAAACGAAGGCUGAGAUACAAGCAUCAUGUGUAUUGUUUGAAUAUACGACCUGAGGCUGUUCGUGAAGCUGCAAAGUUUUUAUCUACAACACCUCUAUACAAAGAACAUGGAAUUUCAUUUGAUGAAAGUUGGCAAUGUGAAUCUGAAGAGCAAGAACAAAAUAUUGAAAUCAAUAUUCAUAGUAAUAUUGCACAGUCACAAUCCAGCUCAGAAGACCAUAUUGCACCUGCUCCUUUACAUGCUGAUUCUUCCUCAGGGGAAAGCGCACAAAUUGCAGUAAGUCAUGAAGAUGCAAGAGAAGAUACAAAUGGUUCUGUAGAGGAUGGCUUCAGUGAUGAUGAUGAUAAAUGGAGUGAAGUGGAUAGCUAUGAAUCAAUGUGUGGUGAAGCUGACACACUUUUAACAGCACCAAGUUUUAUAGAUCAAUCAGAAAUGGAACAUGUGUAUAACUAUGCCCCUGGAGAGGGAAGUUUACCAAUUAGUAUUUUCUUGGAGAAAGACAGUGAAGAACUUGCAUUUCCAGCCAUUUUUUGUGGAAGACGGCGACCAAGUAACACAGAGCGACCGGUCAGAGUUACAUAUGGAGAAAUUGUUAAAUCUGAGCUGAGAAAUGCAGACAGAAGAGCAGCCAGAUCAGUGGAAAACUUGUUUUUUAAAACCAAGAAGAUUCAAAUGAAAUCUUUGAUCGAUCAAACACAGAUAGCUCUUAGAAAAGUAAAAAUUAGCAAUAAAAACCUUUCAGCCAAAGAUGUAAAGGGGGAUGCAGCAUUAGAUCUGAUUCAUCAUGAUAAAGCUUACAAGUUUCUACCAAGUAUCAGGGGUUCUCCACCAUAUUUUGAAAGAAUUAGUAAGGACCUCUUUGCUUUCAUUCGAAAUUUGGGUACAGCUACCUUUUUCCUUACACUUUCUGCAGCAGAAACAAAGUGGAAUCACCUACUUAAGAUUCUUUCACAAGUGGGAGAUAAUAAGGUUCUCUCAGAUGAUGAAGUUAGCCAACUAACUUGGCCUCAGAAGUGCCGUCUCAUACAGUCAGAUCCAAUAACGUGUGCUCGACAUUUUGAUUUCUCAGUGCAGAAGUUCCUGAACAAGUUCCUUUUAACAAAGGCUAAUCCCUUAUUUGAAAUCACAGAUUACUUCUACAGAGUGGAAUAUCAACAGAGAGGAUCACCACAUAUCCACAUGUUGUUAUGGUGCAAGAAUGCCCCAAAGAAUGGGGAAAAUUCUGAAAGUGAAGUUUGUGAUUUCAUUGAUGAAUAUAUUACAUGCAAAAAGCCAAAUGAAGAUGAGUCGAUAUUUGAUCUGGUUCAGGUUCAGAAGCAUAAACAUAGCCACACAUGCAAGAAGAGGAACAAGAAGAUAUGUAGGUUUAACUUCCCAAGACCUCCUAUGAAGGCAACUACUAUCCUAGAACCGCUGAAACAACCAGAAGUGUUGGAGGAGGAACUAACUAAACACAAACAGUCCUGGAUGAAAAUUCAUGAGUAUCUUCAAAGUCUUGAUGAAAAUGAUGGAACAAUCACCCAUGAAGUACUCCUGUCCAGCCUAAGGAUGACAGAGGAGGAGUAUGUGUCUGCAAUUAGAUCAUCUAUUAAAGCAACUACUGUUUUCCUAAAGAGAUCCCCACAGGAAAUUCGUAUCAACAACUACAACAAAGCGACUCUAGAGGCCUGGCGGGCAAACAUAGAUGUUCAGUUUGUUCUAGAUGUAUAUGCCUGUGCAACUUAUGUUGCCUCCUAUGUGACAAAGGCACAAAGGGGUAUGAGUGAGCUGCUUAGGAAAGCGACAGAAGAAGCAAGACAAGGAAAUCAGUCUCUAAAACAACAAGUUAGAUGUGUAGGUAACAAGUUUUUGAAUGCUGUGGAGCUGAGUGCUCAGGAAGCCGCCUAUAUAUGUCUACAGCUACCAAUGAGAAGAGCUUCAAGACAAUGCAUGUUCAUUAACACCAGUCCUCCAGAAGGACGUGUCACCUUGUUGAAGCCAGCAAAAAUUCUUGAAUCCUUAAAUGAUGAGGAUGAGGAUAUAGAGUGCUCCAAUAUCCUCAAAAGAUAUGAAGAUAGACCCCAGGAAUUGGAAAAUAUCUCUCUAGCAGAGUUUUGUGCCUGGUAUUCAAUGGAGGAAGCAAAAAAAAAAACAUGUUCAAGAGGGUCCAGUAGAACUAAAACUGUAGAUAAUCUUCUUCCAGAACCAGCUAAUGUUGAAAAUGAAGAUGAAGAAAUUAUUGAAGAGGAGCAAAUUGCUAACAAUACUGCAGAGGCAGCAAAAUACAGAAGAAGAAAACUUCCUCGAAUUUUACGAACGGUACACUUCAACCCGGAAAAAGACUCUGAGAAGUAUUAUCGAGAGCUUAUAAUGCUUUAUUCCCCAUGGAGAGAUGAACAAAAUUUGAUAGGAAAUUCCAACUCCUUUCAGUGCAGAUUUAACGAGUUGGAAGCAAUGAUUAGUCCAGAAAUGGAAAAAUAUGAACCCUACUCAAAUAUUGUUAAUCUUGCCCAGGAAGCUCUUGCAAAUAUGGAUGAUGGCACUGAAGCUUGGGAUUGUUUGGCUCCUGUUACUCAACAUGAAGAUGAAAUUGAGAGAUCAUUAAGACCACCUGAAAAAGACCUCGGUAUUGAAGAUGGUGACAUAGCUAGGGAGUUUGGAUUACCUGUCACAGAUGUUGAAAAUGAGCUGAUCAAGUACAGUGAACUUCCAGAUGAGGAAUACAGAAAGCAUAUGAGAUUUCUGAAUGAAGAGCAGCUUGAAUUCCUUUAUGACACAAUGUACAAAUUGAAAACAUCGUCUACACCAAUUUACAGGUUCAUGAGUGGAGGGGCAGGUGUUGGGAAAAGUUUCCUUACUAAAGCUAUUUACUAGACAAUGCUAAAAUACCUGAACAAAAAAGCUGGAGAAGAUUUUACAACUAGGAAUAUACUGCUCAUUGCUCCAACAGGAAAAGCAGCAUAUCAUAUUCAAGGGAAUACAAUUCACAGUGCCCUUAAGAUCCUUCCAAAUCAAAGUCUGGCAUAUAAACCACUUUCUUCAAGUUCCCUUAAUACCCUGAGACAGCAGAUUGGAAAUCUCCAAAUGAUAUUUAUGGAUGAAGUGUCAAUGGUAGGGUUUAGGAUUUUGAAUUGCAUCAAUCAACGCCUGAUGGAAGUUAUGCAAUGCAACAAACCAUUUGGAGGAAUAUCAUUGAUAGCUGUUGGGGACUUAUUUCAGCUAAAACCAGUUCGAGAUUCUUACAUUUUCUCUACUCCACGAUCAGAUUACUUACCUUUAGCAAUGAACAUUUGGACAGAUUUAUUUAAAAUGUUUGAAUUGAAGAAAAUUAUGCGGCAGGCAGAUAGCAGACUCUUUGCAGAACUUCUGAAUCGACUUAGAGAGGGCAAUCAGACAGACGAGGAUAUCAAUGUGCUAAAGCAGCGCCUCACAGAUAGGGGAUCACCUGAAUACCCUCAGACAGCAUGUCAUCUGUUUGCUACAAAUGAGUCUGUAAACAUGUUCAACAGCUCUGUCAUCAGUACAUCUUCUAAUGCAGUAUAUACAAUUCAUGCUAAGGACAGAGUGGUUGGAUCAACAUCGCCAGAAAUGACAAGAAAGAUCAUUGGGUCAUUCACCAAUUCAAAAGAGAAAAAUUCGCAGCUUCCAAAUAUUUUACAAGUGGCAAAAGAUAUUUAUGUCGAAUUGACUGUAAACGUAGAUACAACAGAUGGUCUUAUUAAUGGAGCUUCCUGCAAAAUUAAGAUUAUCGACAUUGUGGAGAGAGAAUCGCAAGCCUCUGGUGUGAUCUGGGUGGAAUUUGAUGCAACUUUAACUGGAGCCAAGUUAAGAACAGACAGUAGAAGGCUAUACCGCUCAUGCCAUCAAAAGCAGUGGACUCCAAUACAGCCAGUAUUGAAGCAAUAUGCAGCUGGACAUAAAGGUCAAGCUCAACUACAAAGGUUCCAGUUUCCCUUGAGGGCAGCACAUGCCAAAACCAUUCAUCGUUCUCAGGGGGAUACUUUGUCCACAGUUGUAGUUGAUCUGACAACAAGAAGAAAGGUUGAUCAUAUGCAUUAUGUUGCACUAAGCCGCUGCCAAUCUCUAGACAAUAUUUUCAUACUCAAUCUUCAAGAAGAUAAAAUAAGUGUGGACAAAAGUGUUCGAGAGGAAAUGGAAAGGUUAAGAUCAAUGCCAAUAGAAAUGGAUCUUAAAUUUCUGUACAAUAUACCGCAGUCCCACAAAAUCACAUUUCUAAAUGCACGAUCUCUUCAUAGACAUAUGGAGGAUGUAAGAGAAGAUCACAACAUACAUGCUGUGGACAUUGCUUGCUUUUGUGAAACAAGAUUCAGUCACAAAGAUACACUAGAAAGCACUACUCUGGGAAAUUUUGACCAGUAUAGAAAGGAUUGUCUAGAUGGUAACUGCCAAAGAUCACCAUAUGGGACAGCUUUGUAUAUGAGAUACCCUGUGAACAUAAUUUAAUUCCAUGAAUCUUUCCAAGGAAUUGAAUUGUUAGUUUUUCAGAGUGAGUUUAUUGAAAAUAUAACAUUUGUCAUGUUGUACAAACAUCUCAAGACACCUGUUGAGGGACUUUGUGCAGCUCUUAGGACAAUUUCUACAGAGUAUAUCAACACUACUUAUUCAAUCAUCAUGGGCGACUUUAAUGUGAACUGGGCAAACCAUUCCUCGGAAAAGGCAGCAUUGCAAAAAUUGCUUGUUGAAAACCUGCAUUAUGAACAGCAAAUUAUCACUCCAACCAAUGAUCAUGGAUCAACGAUUGACCUUGUCUUUUCUAAUGUUCCUAGUGACAGAAGUCCACAAUAUGGGGUUAUGGAGGUGUACUACUCUGACCACAAGAUAGUUUGGUUUGCUUGCAAUUAAGAAAAAAAUUGAUACAUUUUUCCUAGGCCAGAAGAAUUAUCUAAUUAGAAACAUGGUAAUACUUUAUACUGCAAAAAUGUUAAACAAAAGAUUUUUGCCUCAUUAGUUUCAAAAUGGUAAUGUCUAUUAUCAGAAGAUGAUUAAAUUUAAUAUAAAAAGCUCUUAACAAUAGAGAUGCAUACAAUUUUAAUCUAUAUUUAUUUAUAUUGACAUCACCAUGCAUAUUUUACUUUUAUACUUGAAGAUUUGACAAAGGCAGAUGCUGAUAUAUGUAUUUUUUGAUAUGUUGAAUAAAUCAACCUUUUUGAGUACUCCCAUUUAUUGUAAGUUGUUUGCUUGGAUAAAGGGCUAUCUUACACUUUAAUCAUUUCAUUGAAAACAUUUGGGAAAAUGUUUUUAUAUCCUUUUAAAAAUCAUUAAGCUUACAUUAUCAAUAUUUGAAGCAAUGUCACAUGAGGCCAUAAAGUGGGUAAGAUUCUUAAAGGAAGGUUGACAUUUGGUUCCAUGCAUACCUAUCUCUUCAUGGUGAUAUGUUCAUGUAAACAAUAUGUGACGGGCGUAUCAUGUGCCGUGGCGGUGCACUUUAUUGUUAAUUACGAUAUUUAAAAAAAAAAAGAAAUGUUUACCUCCGGUGUAGAAUAAUGGAAUCUUCCGCGUCCUCAAAUUUCCUUUUCCUGGAAGGUGAGGACUUUGUUGAUUGGUCAUUUUCAGUCGGAUCUUUGGGAGAAUUUCUUAUUGAAAGAACAACAAAGAAUUGUAUAAACUACUUUUAUUGUUCUGUUGAAAAUAUUGAAGAUGUUAGACAACAACGAGUGAAUGUGAAAUAUGAAUGGAUUAAUUUUUUUUAUUUGAAACUAUUUCAAUUCGAUGUAAAAAAUACACUAUUUGGUAAAAAUCGACUUAUGCGCUUGAAAAUAACGUUCAAGAGGCAAACUUACCCUGACUCAAAGGACACCGAGAAGCUUUCGCCUAAGCGAAUCCAUUCGUCUUCGAAGUCUCGAAAACUUCUUGUAGGUGAAGACGUUACGUUAUCCCUGUAAUGACAACGGCCCAAGAAAGAUAACUACGAUUAUCUUCAUCAGUGCCCCAACCUACACUUUUGGGUACAGACGUCCCGCUGGGAUUUUCAAAAUACCCGCCAUAGAAAAACCCAUACCUUUCCUUUGUAAAUUCUGAUUCAAUCAUAUACUUCAUACCAAAAUUGUGACCUGCUUAAUGUAUAGUUGGUGCCCAUGCAAGUGCGUAUGUAAGUGCACACACCCGGGUUGUAGUUAGAUCGUGGAAAAAUGUCCUAAUAUUUCAUGAUUACACAUUUUAUUAGAGGAUGAAUUCCUGCGGAUAAACCUACCACUCAUUAAUGUAAUGACAAGUCAAAUUGUCUACCCAUUGAUAUAACAAUUUGAUGAAAAUCGCUUCCCAUUGAUAUAUUUAAGGUGGAAUGCUACACCAGAGAAAUUUGACGUGGAUGAAAAGUACAGGAUAUGUUAAACAACAUUUUGAAAAGAAAAUAAUUCAAAAUGCACUGUAUUUCAUAAAAAAAAUACAGUUUUAGUAGAAAGUAAUUUGAAAAAAUUUAAAACCCCUGCUGGAAUCGAACCCCGCGACCUGCAGUUCAGAAAGCAACGUGCUAACAUUUUGAAAAGAAAAUAAUUCAAAUGCACUCUAUUUCAUAAAAAAAAAAUACAGUUUUAGUAGAAAGUAAUUUGAAAAAAAAAUUAAAACCCCUGCUGGAAUCGAACCCGCGACCUGCAGUUCAGAAGGCAACGUGCUACCUACGGAGCUACUUGGCUAUGCA
Messenger RNA from Ostrea edulis (European flat oyster), 8148 nucleotides. RefSeq lists its product as uncharacterized. Bases 1296 to 4364 code for a protein of 1022 amino acids. NCBI's taxonomy places the organism in Eukaryota, Metazoa, Mollusca, Bivalvia, Ostreida, Ostreidae. The record is from RefSeq and is a predicted model, not a curated record. The transcript has 2 exons.